Molecule: messenger RNA, 1542 nt
Organism: Mugil cephalus (flathead mullet)
Lineage: Eukaryota; Metazoa; Chordata; Actinopteri; Mugiliformes; Mugilidae
Product: olfactory receptor 4K17-like
Exons: 2
Coding region: 182-1105 (307 amino acids)
Biological process (GO): G protein-coupled receptor signaling pathway
Cellular component (GO): membrane
Molecular function (GO): G protein-coupled receptor activity
Source: RefSeq, a predicted model, not a curated record
CCUUUCUGGGAUGGCAGGUAGAAAACAGAUGACAUAGUGCAGUGUAAUUUUGUCUUUGACAUCACUGUUCAAGGAACAUGUUGCCUAUAAAAGAAGCAUGACUGACUAUCCUCUGGCUAUUCGCAGGGGCUCGUUAAGCAAUUAUAUAAUGACAGUACAUCCAAGCCGCACAUAAGAAACAAUGCUCCAGUCCAACAUCACAUCUCCAGGAAUUCCUCUGUCCGUGGACUUCGACAGCCCCGUCGAUUACGUCGUCUUUAUUUUCCAGGUUUUGUUCGCUACUACUGCUGUUCUCGUGGCAGGACAAGUAGUGAUAGCCAUCUUGGCCACAAAGCCGCUGCGCCUCAAUAACAGGUUCAUUUUCAUGCUGAACACGAGUAUUUGUGACACGCUGGUUGGCUUUUCGGUGUAUUAUCUGGGUCUGUUUGACGUUCAGGAGGGGUAUCCCUCUAGAAACGGGACUUAUAGUAUUUUGCCCUCCCUUCUGGGGGUGAACAUAAUGACAUUUCUGUUUGCUCAGUUUGACCGCUAUUUCGCCGUCUGUUAUCCUUUCAUGUACGCGCGUUUCAUAACGCGGCGGGUGAUCAUCACUGCGAAUGUCUAUUGUUGGUUUCACGUCUAUUCUCAGACUUUAGUUGCAAUUGCCUUGCCACUUUCCAAAGCGGUGCAUCUGUACGUCUCCGGUGUCAUCGUCUUACAAGUGAUCGUGCUCACCAAAAUCGUCAUGACCGUCAAACUGUACAUUGUUGCCAGGUACCAGCUCGAGAGAGACCCCCCGAGCGCCGAGAAAAAGAACAACAAAGAAUCCUUGACAAUUAUCAUAUUCGUUGUCAUAAGCUUCUUGUGUUUGUGGGGGCCCUCUUUUAUUAACAUCGUCCUCAGACUUUUGUUUAGACGAGGGCUGAGCUUUAGAAACGAGGCCACCAACCUGUUCGCCAUCAUGGCUCGUUUCAACGCCGUGUGCACGCCGUCGGUGUACAUCUGGGGGAGUCCGGCUCUGAGGAAAGCCAUCGUGAGGACAGUUUGGAGCAGAGUGUUUCCAGGAUGCAAGAGGAGAGUCGCCUCAGGUUCCGUGGAGAACAACUGUAAAGGAAAGUCGAGAUGAAGAUUCGCCGGCACAUGCCCGGUUGCUACGUUAACCGGGGACUUCUGCAAGGAAUUGGUAACAAGAGAUUGUACUGACUGCCGAGGAACAGAAAUAUAUUCACACUGUAAAGGUACUAUCAAGUAAAAGGAAAUUUUAACUGAAUUAUGUUGUUUUGUUCCAUAGAGGCUGGUCCUGACUUUGAGCUCCACUUUACGCGUUUAUUAAUGUGUUUUAAGUCUUUUAAAUCUUUUGUUAGGUGUAAAAUCACACCAACCUAAAUAUAAUACUAAUUAAUAUAAACCCUGUCAGUAUUACAGUACAGAAUGCUGUUUUUAUUAUUAUUGUUAUUAUUAUUAUUGUAAUUAGUGCGUAAACAGUGGAAUCAGGUUGCUGCCAUUCAUUAAAAAGUGAUAUAGACUGCAAUUUAUUCAUUUUGAGUUCAGAAAUUUUCACAG